AUACCCAGUACGCGUCCGGUGCCGCGGGGGGUACCACCGUUACUUUUCGCUCGAAGAAGGCCGUGCAGCGAGUUAAAGUGACCAAAACAAAAUAAUAUGUAUUCGCGUAAGGCGCCAGUAUUAUAGGAAAGCCAUUUAAAUUCCGACAUAUGGUACACGUGGGUCGCGAUGGUUUAAUCAUCAUAAUUCAAUGAUUAAUAAAAAAAAGUGCUAAACGUAGUGAUUUAGUUCGGUGAAUGGUGUUUGUUCAUAUGGUGAUUGUUACUGAGUGACCUCAAGGAUUUAUAUCUCAUAAUCACUAAUGCUGAGCCUGGAUUUGCAGGUGAGUCACAAUGCUGCAACCAACUAAUAGAAACGAAAAUCCAACCUCUAACCGUAAAAGUAAAUUAACCUACUCAUCAUCAUCAGCGUCCGAUAAUCCAAAGACGAGGGAAAAUAUUGUCAAUGAAGAGUCGUCACGUUCGAUUAACGACAAUAACUCGUUUUCCUUCAAUACCGAAGAAAGUCACGUCAAGUGUUUAGAUAAAGGAAGCGAUGAAGUAACUUGUCGAAGAGAAAAAUCUGUAGAGAAAGUGGCGGAUAGUGAAAAUCACGAAUCGAGUGUAUUUGUGGUGAUCGAUGCUGAAUUUGCGGGAAUUGGUGGAGGGAAAUGCGAGGAGCAAGCAGAUGAAGAUCAAGGAACAAUAACCCAAGUACCCAAAGAAAAAGACGCUACCUCCCUAGAAACCGCACAAAACAAAAUGAACGACAAUAUUGAAAACAAUUUAAACAACAACACCAUAGAUUACAUUGAAAUGUUAACGCUGGACGCAAGGGAGUUUAUAAAGUGCAACUGCGAUAAAAACGAGAAAAGCCACUUUUGCAAAGACUGCUACGUAAACAUUCAAAACUUACCUAAUCAGGAGACUAAUGAUAACGAUUUUAUAAUAGGCAUAAAGGAAUCGUGUGAAAGCAUCACAGACAAUAACGAUGAGAAAAUAGCGAACGAUGCGGAACCUAAACCGGUGGUCUUAGAUCGUUGUUUAGAAACUAGUGGGGAGCAGUUUGAUAAAAAUUGCAUAAAAAUGCAUGCCAAAAAUGAACUGCUGCUGAUGGCUGACAGCUUUUUGAGCCUAAAACUACUGGCUCAAAAACUGAAGGACCAGCCUCAGAAUGCGGAUGACUAUAAACGCUUUCUGGAUCUGUUAAGUAACUUAAAGGAAAACACUAACGAUAAUUUGUCAAUGCUUAUCCAGCAAGACGUAAAUACGAUUAAAAGUUCAACACCUAUUGAUUGGAGCACAAAAAAAAACAUCGGUAAUCAACCCUCGGAGGGAAAAGAAGAAGAUGCCUCACUGCCAUCAAGUGAGGUUAACCUUGACCCAAUAACAACGUUAGCCCAGCACCUCGUCAGUAAUCCUCCAGAUCCAUUCCCGAACGUUGGCCAUCCCGAACGGGAAUCCUGCGCCUCCUCUCUACUAAAACGACGAUCGAUCGACGGCAGCGACGUCCAGCAGGAGCAAGCGUCGUUAUCCAGUCGCGAGUCCGACGUUGGCGUCGUUCGUGUUUCGCAAACGGCUCGUUCAGCUCCUGCCGAUAGCUCAACUUCGACGGGAAACUCUAUUGAUAGCUGCGGAACGGGUCAGCGCUCGCUUCCGGAUCGGUGCGGUAUAGCAUCUACUGAUUCCCGUAAACAGCUGACGUGGAUAUUUAAUGAAAAUGGCAGGUUGGUGUUUAUUGAGAACCAGUGUGAGGAGGUAAACACCGCAGAAUCAAAAGAGGAGGAAGUGAACAGUCAUGAAAGACCACCUGUUUCUUUAUUAAGCAGUUGCAGUUCAACAGAUGGCAGGGUAACAACUAGUCUAUUGUCUAGUAAGUCUAUCAAUCGUCGUUCCGAGGAUACUCGCAUAAAAUAUUUGGAGGGUAAGCUUAAGCAAGCUGGAAUCAGUGAUCUUAUUGGAGAAAACAAUCGGGAUGCAGCUGAUACAGUCAAGACCUCUAUUAGUGAUCAUAGUUCGCAAUUGACUGAUUUGAAACUAGACGGUAGCUUUGUAAAAUCGCAUUCCUACACCGUCGACUCUGAGGAGCCCCAACUUAACUUGAAUCCAAAGUUUGUUGACUACUCAGAGUUCCAAAGUAAACAAGCGACCGAGUGUCCAGACAAUUCUUUAUCCGACGACUUUAUCCUGGACGAAUCUCAUGGUUUCUGUCAGUUUGACGUGACUGGAUUCUCAACGUUUUCAGUGGGUCAACCAGAUUUGGCGCUGUAUAAUGAGUAUAUCGAGGACAGCUCGUCCAGUGACUCUUGCGAUUGCGGCGAGGAGGACCACUUUAUUGUAAUCAGAAGGACGAACGGAGACGGAGCAAUGGUAAACGAUACCUCGGACCGUUCCAAACAUAACCCGGAUCGCGACAACCUGAAAUCCUUACUGAAAAAACCGGGAAAAUCGCGCGAUAAAAAAUCGAACCGGGUGAUUUUCAACGAGAACAAAAACGAGUUUUUCGACGCCGACUACAUCAUCCUCAUCCGUGAGGACUGCGAACUGGACGAGGACGAUGACGACGGUAUUUGUACGUGUCAGCAACACGAAAUGGUUCGGCUCACGUGUUGCGAACCGAAUUGUAAUUGUCAGUACGAGGGAGCCGCGGGGGAACCGACCCCCCAAAGCCCCAAGUUCGCACCGCCGAUGGAGUUUGUGGACGUGGUGACUUUAAGCCCUCCGGAGGGUUACAAGGACAUGGAAAUGAUGGCGGGGAGGUUGCAGACGAGAGGUCCGGUAUGCAGGGAAUGUAGCGCAACACAUGAGGACGAACUGGACGAUGAAGGUGAGGCGUCGCAGUCUGACAGUGAUAUGGACGGACAGACGGACGUCCGGGAACAGGAGGAGAAAGAAAAGACUGAUCAAAGUCAACAGACUACGCCCACCACACCUCCCAGUAUCGAAAACUCCAAUAACCAAAGCUACAUCCUGGAUACCUUAAGCAGUACCAAAGUGACUCAGCAGUACCCUUCGAGGCCAUCAUCAGAAGAUUCCCGAAGAUCUGCAGCGAAUCAAGGUUCACCUAUCAGUGGAAUCUUAAAAGGGGGAAGGCUGUGGAAACAGCAAAGUAUUGAGGCGAAUUUGGCAAAGAACUUGGAGCUAAAUACUCAUUCUUCUGACUCGGUUACUUCGGACGAAGAGACGACCAACAAACGCUCGGUACGAUUCAUCGAAACCGACGAAAAGGAGAAACGUGUCAGCUGCGACGGUGCACCCGAAAGUACGUCCGAAGAAGAGAUCCGAACGCAGAACCAUCAGGACAAAGAGAGUAACAAACAGGAUAUUUACGGUACUUCGCCCACCGAUGCCAUCGAUAUAACUUUGAGGUUUGGGAACCAUCUGCUCAUCCCGUCAGAGAACAGUUUGAAGCCGAACUCUGCUGUCAGGCAACUGUUCUCGUCCUGCACUAAAAGUCUGGCUACACCUCAAGUUAUUCAGAUUCCAGAGGAAGAGGAUUCGCAGCAAUAUCUGGUCACUUCGGAGUCCCUUAAAGCCUUUGAGGAAGCCAAACGUUCCAAGUUACCUCAGAUCAUCCAGACUGGCGAUAUUGAUGAGCCGAUCAAAAGAGCGAUAGAGCGUAAUACUUUGAGAAGAUCCCUGAUCCGUUACGAACCGAGGAACAAGAGGCAACCGUACAAAAACGAUAAUUCCCUUGUGGAGAGGAUUAAGCAGCUUACGUGUAACGUGGACGAUAAUAAUUCGGCUAAUAUGUCGAAUUGUAAUAUGCAAACAGAAGAAAUAUCAGAAAUUAAACCAGAAGGCACAACCGCUCAUGAAUCGUCAAUAGAAUCCGGUGAAACACCCGAGGAUGUCUUGGAUAGUCGUGCCAGUCCACCGGGAGAAGAAUCCAGGGUAUCGCCCGAUGUAAAUACACUUAGUGCCAACAAAAGCAAUGAUAAGAGCUUUUCACCCUCGUCUUCUAGUAGUGCCAGUUCGAGCAGUUCUAUGUCGAUUAACCAGCAAAACUAUAAUCGGAUAAGAAAAUUGUCAAAUGCGAGCGAGCAAGUGUUGAUGCUGGAUCUGAAGAGGGUGGAUGCUGUGCCAGAUAUCCAGAAUAAUUUUAGGAGGGAUACAAAACCGUUGCCUGAUAUCGGUGGUCCUCACAACCAUGACAUCUCAGAUAUCCCUCAUCGAGUCACGGCAAACCCUCCCGACCUUCCGGGACAUUGUCUUGUCGCUAACAGGAUGAGCUCGUCUUCCAACACCAGCGAAUCCCGACGUCAGUUCCUUUCUAGUCUCACUCCAUUGGCUGCCUGCGUCAGUAUGGGAGGAGUAUCGCAUAAUGAUGACUAUUACUAUCAUCUGAGUAAUCAUCAUCCACAUCUUAAUCAACCAGGUGAACGUGUCUCGGUGGCUAGCUCAGGCACCGAAUACAGCCUGGAAGACAUUGAAGAGGGACUCAAUAAGACUGAAGAGGAAGAGCAAAAGAGAAUUGCUCCAGACGUUUUGGCCGGCACCCCGUCUGCUUCAGAGUCAGGAGACGAGUUGGCCAUGUUCGUUCAACAAGAUGCCGGGAGAAUUGAACGAAUCAAAAAGAAGUACUUGCCUAUGGAACAACAACAGCAAUUGCAGAUUCAGCUACAACAACAACAGCAACAACAACAACAACAACAAGGACAAAAUCAGCCACACAAAGACAAUAAACAUAACGACGACGAGGAUGACGAACACGACGAUUACGGGUUCAACAGGCGACCCAGUGUCCGUGGAAUCAAACCCAGAUUCAGUACGACCACUGAAAUUCUACAGCAAAUUCAGAACCAGUUGCAACCACCCGCACCACCGGCCACCAGGGUUGCUUGGCCCUAUUACUCAGAGAGCGAUUCAAAUGCGAAGCAAAAGAACAUAAAUCAAGGGAAUUACGCUUAUAUUAAUGUCGGAGAGGAGGUGAUAAAGAGUAGAGGUUAUCCGCCUCAAUAUAGGCAGCAGACCACGCCUGCAGGACACGACGAGAGUUUGUAUCAGAAUUGUGCCAAUCAGAUGUGUGUUUCCAGAGAAAUGUACCAAAGAACAAAUGCCAAUGUGUAUGUACGAACGAAUAACGAGUGCUAUCAAUCGUUGCCGAGGCAAAGGACCGGAAGGCCCCAUUCUCCCCCUCCCAUGGACAUGUCCAGACAAUACCACCAAACCAUGGUCUAUAUACCGUACAACCACAUAGACGGAUACCAACCGGUACAGUAUUACCAACACACCACCGGCUCGAGCGAGUACGUGUCGAGGGUCUCUAGUCAAAAUCAAAUUAACAAGCGAUACGUUGAGCCGGUGUACCAGUCGUCCAGGGUGCACCAUCACGGGGAGGAGCACCACCAUUACAACCCCAACGUGGUUCCGCCACCGGUACCACCGAAAAUGAAUCGGGUGUCGUACCCAAACGGGCAGGCCCCCCCUGCCCACCACAUGAUGGCGGGCAGCAGAAGCGAGUCACCGUUACCGGGUCAGUUCUCCACUGCUCGAUCUACGCAAACUCCGGUCCCGUCUAUGUCUCAGUGCGGAUAUUACCCGGGGGGCAACCCCCGGUACCGUCCGGUUCAAAUCUGGCAGGGGGAGGGAAAUUACGCGACUAAAGUGAACAGGCACAGUUUCCCGGCAGCUAUUCCUCGAUAUCCUCCGGCUGACAGCAUAUCAUUAACGGACAGCGAUAGUCAGCAUAGCGGUUCCAUUCCGAACGGUUAUAAUAGACCCGACCUAUCCAUUCCAAACUCCCCGACUAAACCCCGGUUUAUUGAAAGAGGAGUUCCCGAAGGUGCUGCGAGUGUUUCUCCACAAGAUAUGUCAGGUGUAAGCCAAAGUUCCAAUAGCACCAUGACCUCACCAACGUCACCUCAAAACCCACCCGUGACUGUCACCAAUCAAAAACCGGUAUUUUACGCUAUGAACGUUUGAAAUACUCACCCGGACCAUGGUACGUGGCGCAAUGAAUGGUAAAAGGCGGUACUUUAUAGUUGAGACAUAGAAGAAAAGUACGACGUAAAAACGUGGAAUGUUUAAUUAUCCUUUUAUUGAGAUGAAAGGUAUCAGGACAUAUCAGGACAUUUAAAAAAAAAAUAGGCAUACAUCACUCAUUAAAAUUUAAUAGUGUUUUUUAGAGCAGUACAAUCAAAAUAAAUCAGACUAAAUGCAUUGGAAAUGAUUGUAUACAAGGUGUUUCAAAGCUGAGUGAUUCAUUCUAAUACAAUAACUGUACUACAUCUAUUAACAUUCCUUCCUUCGUUUAGUAUAUAUAUGAUUGUGGUAUAGUUACAUGGUCAAUAUACUUGUCCAUUAAUUAAUGCAUUGGUAUCUCUUUCAUUGACAAUUUUUGAGAGUGUGCCUCCCAAUACUGUCUUGCUACAUAUUCCUUAUGCUUUCAUAGAGUAUUUCUCCCAUAUACUAUAUAAUAAAGGUGUCAUUUACAUAUUGGAACAAAAGUUAACGUGGAUGCUUGAUAACUAGCAUCAUUGAAUAUUUCCUAUUAUUAAAAACACAUCGAUAGUCCUAAGAGUAAAUUUUAGAUCUUUUUGGAGAAUCUUGAUGUUAUCUGAGGUCCCUAAAGUUCAUCAUGCGCAGUUCAAGGUAACAUAAAUGGAAUCUACUGAAGAAAUCAGGUGUGGCUUAGUAGAAACCGCUAGAUGGAGUCUUAUGCUAAUACUGUCUCUUCAGCGUGAGUAAGUGAUUUAAUUCACUUACUCACAAGUCUUGGAAUUAAAGGGACUUUAUGAUGCUUAGACUUAUCUUCACUAUUGUAAACGGAAAAUGCCGUGUCAAGACUUGGAAGUAAAAAAAGUAGAGAUCUGCUCGAUCGGUUAAUGACAAGGGCGGGAAAUUCAAAAAGUUUUGGAAUUUAUGGGAGAGUAUGAAACUUGAAUCUUUCGUCACUACUAUUAACAGAGAAUAACUUAUCACGACUUGGAAGUAAAAAAAGUAGAGAGCUGUUCGAUCGGCUAUUGACAAGGGCGGGAAAUUCAAAACGUCUUGGAAUUUAUGGAAGUUUAUGAAGCUUAGAUCUAUCUUCACUAUUAUUACCAGAGAAUAACUUGUCACGACUUGGAAGUAAAAAAAGUAGAGAUCUGUUCGAUCGGCUAUUAAUAAGGGCGGGAAAUUCAAAACGUCUUGGAAUUUAUGGAAGUCUAUGAAGCUUAGAUCUAUCUUCACUAUUAUUAACGGAAAAUACCUUUUCAGGACUUGGAAGUAAAAGAAGUAGAGAUCUGUUCGAUCGGCUAUUGUUACAGGCGGGAAAUUUAAAAAGUCUUGGAAUUUUUCUGAGAGUCUGUGAAGUUUAGAUCUAUCUUCACUAUUAUUAACAGAGAAUAAUUUUUGUCACGACUUGGAAUUAAAAAAAGUAGAGAUCUGUUCGAUCGGCUGUUAAUAAGGGCGGAAAAUUCAAAAAGUCUUGGAAUUUAUGGAAGUUUAUGAAGCCUAGAUCUAUCUUCACUUUUAUUAACGGAGAAUACCUUUUCAGGACUUGGAAGUAAAAGAAGUAGAGAUCUGUUCGAUCGGCUAUUGUUAAGGGCGGGGAAUUUAAAAAGUAUUGGAAUUUCUGAGAGUCUGUGAAGUUUAGAUCUAUCUUCACUAUUAUUAACAGAGAAUAAUUUUUGUCACGACUUGGAAUUAAAAUAAGUAGAGAUCUGUUCGAUCGGCUGUUAAUAAGGGCGGGAAAUUCAAAACGUCUUGGAAUUUAUGGAAGUCCAUGAAGAUUAGAUCUAUCUUCACUAUUAUUAACGGAGAAUACCUUUUCAGGACUUGGAAGUAAAAGAAGUAGAGAUCUGCUCGAUCGGCUAUUGUUAAAGGCGGGAAAUUUAAAAAGUCUUGGAAUUUCUGAGAGUCUGUGAAGUUUAGAUCUAUCUUCACUAUUAUUAACAGAGAAUAAUUUUUGUCACGGCUUGGAAUUAAAAAAAGUAGAGAUCUGCUCGAUCGGCUAUUGACAAGGGCGGCAAAUUCAAAAAGUCUUGGAAUUUAUAGAAGUCUAUGAAGCUUAGAUCUAUCUACACUAUCUAUCUACAUUAUUAACGAAGAAUAACUUUCAUGACUUGGAAGUAAAAAAAGUAGAAAUCUAUUCUAUCGACUAUUGACAAGAGCGGGAAAUUCAAAAAGUCUUGGAAUUUGUGGAAGUUUAUGAAGCUUAGAUCUUUUUUCACUAUUGUUAAAGGAGAAAAACUUGUCACGACUUGGAAGUAAAAAAAGUAGAGAUCUGUUUGAUCGGCUAUUGAUAAGGGCGGGAAAUUGAAAAAGUCUUGGAAUUUCUGGGAGUCUAUGAAGCUUAGAUCUACCUUCACUAUUAUUAACGGAGAAUAACUUGUCACGACUUGGAACUAAAAAAGUAGACAUCUGUUUGAUCGGCUAUUGACAGGAGCGGGAAAUUCAAAACGUCUUGGAAUUUCUGGGAGUCUAUGAAGCUUAGACUUAUUUUCACUGUUGUUAAGGGAGAAUAUCUUAUCACGACUUGAAAGUAAAAAAAGUAGAAAUCUGUUUGAUCGGCUAUUGAUAAGGGCGGGAAAUUCAAAUAGUCUUGGAAUUUCUGAGAAUCUAUAAAGCUUAGAUAUAUCUUCACUAUUAUAUACGGAGAAUACCUUGUCUUGACUUGGAAUUAAAAAAAGUAGAGAUCUGUUCGAUCGGCUAUUGACAAGGGCGGCAAAUUCAAAAAGUCUUGGAAUUUGUGGAAGUCUACCAAGCUUAGACUUAUUUUCAACAUUGUUAAUGAAGAAGAUCUUGUCAUGACUUGGAAAUGACAAAAGUAGAGAUCUGUUCGAUCGACUAUUAAUAAGGGCGAGAAAUUAAAAAAAAAUCUUGGAAUUUAUGGAAGUCUAUGAAGCUUAGAUUUAUAAACGGAGAAUACCUUGUCAUGACUUGGAAGUAAAAAAAGUAGAGAUCUAUUCGAUCGGCUGUUAACAAAAGCGGGAAAUUCAAAAUGUCAUGGUAUUUUUGGCAAUUUAUGACUCUUAUACUCACGGAGUGAGUGACAGUUAUUUGACCCUCUUAAAUGUUCUUUUUCCGCUUCACCUUUGUCAACUUAAAAAGCCUUGUCAGGAUUUAGAGACAAAAAAAAGAAGAGAUCUGUUCGAUCGGCUAUUGACAAGGGCGGGAAAUUCAAAAAGUGUUUAAAUUAGUGGGAGUUUAUGACGCUGUUUUAAAUAAUCUUUUGCUGCUUUAUUACUGUUAACUGAAAAUUCCUUAACAGGGCUUGCCGGUAAAAAAAAAGAAGAGAUCUGUUCUAUCAAUUAUUUUGAAUAGCGGGAAAUUCAAAAUAACGUUUACUCUUAAUAAUAAAUAACUCAGCUUUGAAACAUCCUAUUUUAUGAUUAAACCCCUUUUUUUACGUACUACUUUUCUUAAAACGUUUAUUUGGCAAGAGUGUACACAAAGUGGACAAAAGGGAUUUGCAAUUCUCAUAAAUUAUUUAUUAAAAAAAGUCGUAUUUUGUAAAAUUGAAUUGAUAGUAUUAAACAAUAUAAGUAGGUUAUAAUAACCGGAUAUAAUAAAUAUUUUGGGGCAGAAAAGUUGCUUUAAAAGCAACACCACUUUUAUUCAUAUACUUGAUAGUUAUAUGACUUUAAAUGUACUUCUAUAUGUGUGUGCUUGUUACUUAAAAAAAAAAUAAUACAGAUAAUAAUUAUUAUUGUUAUAUUCGUCUAUAUAAUAAUAAAUGUAGCUUUAAGUCGAUUUUUAAUGAUUUUCAAAAGUUUAUAUAUAUAUAUAUAUAUUUUUUUUGUUUAUAGUUAUUUUAUAUAGAAACGUUCUGUCAAAGUUUGGUUGUUACGUAUGGGGUGUUUAUAAGGGAUAAAAGGUCUUAUUUUGACCCAGGAUUAGUUUUUUUGCUGCAUUGAUUGGGUUAUUUAUUGUUUUCAUAACUCAAAAGCUACUCAACCUAUACAUUUGAAAAUUCGUAUACUGAUUCUCGGUUUAAAUUGACCUAUUUCAGCGUUUUAAACACAAUCCAAUUAGCAAAAAAACUAAUAUAAGGUUUUCCUUUAUGUCGCAAUGUACUUGAUCAGUUGUAAAUUAAAUAUUGACAUUUGUAGACUAGUAAUUGUUGCCAAAAAAGAAGAGAUUCCAAUACCAAAGUAUUAUUAGUUAGAUAAGUGUUAUAUUGACCAAAUACUGAAUUAAUUUAAAAAAAAAUGAUCGGGUGUCUUUAGGAGCUACUAAAAUGGUUUCUUUGCAUAGAUCUGAUGACGUUAUAUGAUUGCAAUCGUCAAUGGUUGCGUUCUUAUUAUGAAACCAAAUUGUGAUUACAAAAGUGACAAAGUUACUUUAAAUUGUUAGUAAAGAAAAGGUAUUAUCAGUAUAUAGUGAAUCAUAUAACUUAUUUUAUUCAUUGGUAGGAGAUCGUAAUCCCAAAGUGGGACCCAGUAUAUUUGUUUAUUGAUAAUAUGAUGAUAUUUACAAGUGAGAGCUCUUGAAAAAUCGGUCUAAAAGUGUAAUUUUUGUAUUCAGAGGUAAAACAUGCUUUAAUCAAUUUCUCAUUGGAUAUUGUGUGCUCUACGUUGUUGUCAAAAAAGUCGAUUGAAGCCCUACAUUAAUAAUAAUCUAUUAACAAAAAUUAAUUUGAUUAAGUUGUCUGUUUUGUUUCGGAUCUCUAUAACAUAUUUUAUACCGUUACUGUAGAAAUAAUUAAUAACAAAUUGUUUGUAAGAUUCCCUGAUGACAUAAAUAAAUCGAUUGUAUACACAUA
Messenger RNA from Anthonomus grandis grandis, 10668 nucleotides. RefSeq lists its product as uncharacterized. The coding region runs from base 333 to 5903 and encodes 1856 amino acids. The record is from RefSeq and is a predicted model, not a curated record. The transcript is spliced from 19 exons. Lineage: Eukaryota; Metazoa; Arthropoda; Insecta; Coleoptera; Curculionidae.